GGCUCGACAGGCUCGCGCUUGCCAUCGACGGGAUCAGCACGCUCCUCCAAAUCGCGCUUGAUGUGAGGCUCCUGCCGAGGCUUGCCGUGGUGGAGCUUGCCAUGACCCGGCUUGACAGGGUCUCUUGGCUCAGGCUUGCCGUGGCUAUGCUUGACGGGCUGAAUAGGCUUGGGUUCGACAGGCUCAACAGGCUCGCGCUUGCCAGCGACGGGAUCAGCACGCUCCUCCAAAUCACGCUUGAUGUGAGCUUCCUGCUGAGGCUCGCUGGAGUGGGGAGCCGGCUGAGGCUUGCCGUGGUGGGGCUUGCCAUGAGUGGACUUGCCAUGGGCCGGCUUGACAUGGUGGGACGUCGGCUGAGCCUUGCCGUGGUGACCAUGGGGGUUUCCAUGUUGUUCGGGCUUGUUUGAAUGAGGAGCAACCUGAGCAGGAGUAGGCACGACCCGUCCUCCAACUGCAGAAGCAGUGGGAUGAUCAAUGGGGGCCGCAAGAGUCGACUGGAGCAAGGUCAUGCUCACCAGGAGCGAAAGAAUCACGGAAGAGGAGAUGAUCUUCAUGGUCGUAGAAGUAGUAAUGGUAGUAGUGGUGGUGGUGGUGGUAGCUGUAGAGGUUGUGUGAAGCAAAAGAAGA
Messenger RNA from Gamsiella multidivaricata, 627 nucleotides. RefSeq lists its product as uncharacterized. The record is from RefSeq and is a predicted model, not a curated record. The coding region runs from base 102 to 407 and encodes 101 amino acids. NCBI's taxonomy places the organism in Eukaryota, Fungi, Mortierellomycota, Mortierellomycetes, Mortierellales, Mortierellaceae. The transcript has a single exon.